Messenger RNA from Acanthosepion pharaonis, 864 nucleotides. NCBI's taxonomy places the organism in Eukaryota, Metazoa, Mollusca, Cephalopoda, Sepiida, Sepiidae. The record is from the annotation of a GenBank genome assembly.
AUGCGUCCUUCACGCAACAAAUCAACCGGUUCAUUUAGUAUCAAGACAUUGACUGAUUUCGGACGUCAUCUUUUUCUCUUCCCAUCAUUUUCACUUCUUCCUCGCUUUUCAUUUUUUUCUUUCUUUCUUUCUUUCUUUCUUUCUUUCUUUCUUUCUUUCUUUUGUGAUUUGCUUAUUUUGACUUCUACCUCACUUUUCAUCAGUUUGUCUAUUUGUUAUUCUUUCUUUCUUUCUUUCUUUCUUUCUUUCUUUCUUUCUUUCUUUCGUCAUUUUCUAUUUUUGUAUUUCUUUUUUUUUAGUUAUUUCACUUCUUCCUCGCUUUUAUUUCUUUCUCUCUAUCUGUUAUUCUUCUUGUCUUUAUAUCGUCAUUUUUCUUUCUUUUUUCUUUCUUUUUAUUUUUUAACUUCUUCCUCGCUUUUCUAUCUUUCUUUCUGUCAUUCUUUCUUUCUUUCAUUUCUUCCUAGCUUUUCUUUCUCUAUAUCUACCGUAUUUCUUUUGAAUUGGCUUACUUUUUGUCUUUCUUUCCCACAUGUUAGUAACUUUUAUUUCCUUCUACCUUUCUUCAUAAUUCUAAUGAUUUUUCAUUUGUUUUCAUUUCUCUUUGUCUUUUUCUUUUUGUCUCGCUUUUUCAUUCCGCCAUGUUCUUUCUCACAUUCUUUCACUAACGUUCAAUUUCUUCCGUCUUUUCUUUCUUUCACCCUUUAUUUCUUUUCCUUAAUUUUCUUUCAUUUUCUAUUUCUUUACUUCUUGCCUUCCUUCUCAUUUAAUUCUUAUGUCUCCUUAUUCUACUCUUGUGUUUUCUAUACGUUUUACAUUUACCUAUUCUUUCCUUCUUUCUUUCUUUGUAACCUGCCAAACAGUUGA